UGGCUAGGAGAUAAGUAAAGACUAGUCUAAGUCUGUUUCGGUCAGGAUGUGAACUCGGGUUUUCCCGAACACUACUCUCUUAAUCGUUUCAUUAAUCACUUUUUCAGAACAAAUUGGUUAAGAAAAAUCUGAUUUACUCUGUGGUUUUAUUCUUCUUAAUUUUAUUUUAUUUGAUUCUGUCAUUAUUAGUCCUAAUUAAUGUGACAAUUACUAUUAUAUUAUUCUCUUUUCAUGUAUACACUAUAAUUGUAGUAAUAAAAUAUGAAAAUAUUAAUCCAUUACUUUUUUACAUGAUUUAUUACAGGUAUGGGCUUAUAUGGAUCUCAACAACAUUGGUUUUUGUACUUGCCUUACUGGGUAAUCUUGCAACAUACCUUAUGCAAAGACAUAUAGACAACACUACUUCAUGGAACUUUGACGUUAACUUUGUGCAUACGGCUGCGUGGUCGAUAUAUGGCUAUGUGAUAGUUGUCCCAUUGGCAUACUACUUUUUCCUUCAGUAUAUGGGUUCAAAUGCUAAUCUUAUACGGUUUUGGUGCAUGUGGGGGUAUUCCCUCACCAUUUUCAUCUUGUCCUCUUUUCUAUUGCUUAUUCCGGUUGGGAUUCUUCGGUGGAUUAUAAUAGUCCUCGCUGGUUUUGCCUCAGCUAUCUUUGUUGCUUUGAACCUUAGAUCCUUUUUAGGAAGUGAUCUUUCGUUGACUGUAAUUGCAACAUUUGUCUUGCAAAUAGCUUUGGCCGUCUUCAUCAAAGUUCAGUUCUUCGGAUAAUUAAUUUGAAGUCUUGCAGUAGUAAAAUAAAAUAAAACAUGAGCCGCUAUCAUUGCUACCUCACUCCACUGGCUAGCUGUCUGCAGCAGAAUUGGUUUGUUCGUUUUUUCCUUUUCCCAUUCGAUAGAUGCUAGAAGAGUUACCGAAGAAAUGUGAUAGAUUGUGCUCCCGUAUCAACUUGGUCUUGACACCUUUGGCCAAAAACUAGUGAAAGACCAAUAUUUGGGAAGGUGAAGAAGUACAGAGAUUGAUGCAAUGUUUGAGCUCCCUCAACAAUUUUGUAAAUAUCAGACCUCGCAUUUUACUGCUUUUCUAAAAUUUAAUGUGUAUGUAAGGAGCUUCUAUGUCACGAUAAUGUUAACGGAUAUUCAGUAUUCCAAGGAAGGAGAUGUCUUCUUGUUUUCUUA
Molecule: messenger RNA, 1174 nt
Organism: Vicia villosa (hairy vetch)
Lineage: Eukaryota; Viridiplantae; Streptophyta; Magnoliopsida; Fabales; Fabaceae
Exons: 2
Coding region: 291-767 (158 amino acids)
Biological process (GO): vesicle-mediated transport
Cellular component (GO): Golgi apparatus; membrane
Molecular function (GO): small GTPase binding
Source: RefSeq, a predicted model, not a curated record